AUGGCUACGCUGAGCAAACACAUCCAUAAAGCGAACGCGUGCUUGGGCACAGCCGGAUACAGGCCCCUGCACCAGCGCAGGACUGCGCGUGGUACGGCGUUAUACGCGGUAGAGUUUCCCCGGCUGUCUUGUAAGACACGUUAUGGGCUGGACAGCAUUCAUGAAUCUUGUGAUCCAGUGGAAGCUGUAAGGAAAUCUGAAGCAAUGUUUAUAGGAGGUAACAACUGCACAACUGAGAUAUGUGGCUUCUGCUCCACACAAGGAGACUUUCAUCUUGGAUUGCCAGGGAGACACCUCGAGAACGCCACAGGACUCGCUAGUGUAAUCCACAGACAGUGCCAGUGCAAGAGGCAGAACACCGUCUUCAGUGGUGAUGUUACAUGCUACAUUGCUACUUUUGUCUUUCGGGAUGGAAUUUCUUACAUGGGAUCCAGUGUUGCUACCACCAGCACAACCAACGACACGCCCAUUGUUUAUCCACCUUCCCUCCAGGCCCUAGGUUUCGUUCCUUUUAACAUCAGCCCCCACUACCUGGAUCCAGAUCUUAAAAGCACUCAAAUGGGCUUAAGUAAAGAGACAAGAGAAGAAAGAAUUCACCAGUAUCAUGAAGAACCAAACACCCCUCUGGUUCUGGGGUUGCAGGAAGGUGCGAUGCAGUUAGUGGAAGGAGACAAAGACACCUGGCAAGGAGUAACAGGAGCACAGCUGUUUUUGAGAGAUAAGAAACCAACUGAACAUGAGCCUGGAACAGAUUUCAGUUUCCUCCUGACUGACAGUAACCUCCAAAAGCUGUUGCCUUGCCUAUGCUGCAGCAAAAGUCAGCACAUGGGAAGGCAAUGGGGAGCAAGGGAAGAGAUGCUUCUAGUCCCAGGGCGUUGCCUUACUAAGGAAACAGCAUCUUUGACCAAUGUGGAUACUUGA
Messenger RNA from Struthio camelus australis, 921 nucleotides. Lineage: Eukaryota; Metazoa; Chordata; Aves; Struthioniformes; Struthionidae. The record is from RefSeq and is a predicted model, not a curated record.